Messenger RNA from Oldenlandia corymbosa var. corymbosa, 999 nucleotides. Lineage: Eukaryota; Viridiplantae; Streptophyta; Magnoliopsida; Gentianales; Rubiaceae. The record is from the annotation of a GenBank genome assembly.
AUGAAGCAAAAUACCCCACAAAUAGGAACUGGAGCGCAGGAACCAUCGCAAGCAAUGCAAAGGGAAUCGGGAUCGUCGGGUUUAACAGAGAAAGAAAAGGCUUUAAUUCCAGUCGAUGUUGCGAAUGAUGCUGCCAUUUCUGGAGAUCAAGAGACGGAGAAAUCUCUUGUUGAUGUUGAUAAUGAGGAAGAUGAUGCGGGAAGGAAGAAGAUUGCUGUUUUGGCUCAUGAAAACAGGUGUCAAAAUCAGUUUGGAAUCCUAGCAGAAACGGGGAAUAUGGAUGAUGAAGAUUGUUCUGAAGAUGAAGGGCUGAAUAUAUUGGCGGAUGAGUUUCCAGCGAAAGAAUUUCAACCAGCGGAAGUAACACUUCAGUCUCCAUUGGUGGACGGUCGGAGGAAGUCUCCGGUAACAAGCGUCGGGCAGGAAAACCCUAGAGUCUCGCAGCCUCAUCCAAACUCUCACCCGAAUCCUGAUCUUGCGCAAUCAGCUCCUCGAAUGCAAUCCAAUUCCGAAAAUCCUCAACUCUCGCACUCUCUCUCCCAGGUUCAACCAACUUCCGCGCCUUCCGUGGUUGUUCGAGCUGCGCAAUCAGCGCCUCAAAGCCAAUCUUUUCUGUUUCUUCAAAUUUUGAAACAAAAUAACUCACACUCAUCUGAAAAUUUCCAAAGUUCUCCCGCAGUUAACGCCCCCAUCAAUGACACCUCUCCUGUAAUCCUAAAAUCAAUUCAUUCAAAUUCUGGAGAAGUAUUUUCGAAAAAUACUCCCAUCAAUGCUAAGGAUAAUGACCAGUCUCCCAUGGAUUCAAUCAAUGCUACCAGCAGCGGCGGGCGAGCUUCUUCGCCUAUGGAAUCACUGGUGGAUUUUCCACCAUAGUGGUGAAGUUUCAUCAUCGAAAGUCAAGGAGAUCCAGCGCAAUUCAGCGAUGGGAAGUCCACCGUUAGAACAACAAAGUCCCGUGAAUUCAGCCUCACUUGCGCAGUCAACGCCAAAGCAGCUGGC